Molecule: messenger RNA, 1254 nt
Organism: Thlaspi arvense
Lineage: Eukaryota; Viridiplantae; Streptophyta; Magnoliopsida; Brassicales; Brassicaceae
Source: the annotation of a GenBank genome assembly
AUUCGUUCGGCGACAUAACAAUCCAAAAACACUAAACAUUCUUUAGCUGUUUCUUGUUUAUAUAUAUACAUACAAAUACCAAACGGAUAUCUUUGAGAAAUUUGGGAUACGCAAUCAAUUCAAAUUUCACCCACAAGAAGAACCCUAAUUCGAGGGACGAUUGGUUGAAGUUGAGAGAAAGCCUUUUAUGAGUUUGCGAGUUUUGCAAGUAGAGAAGCCGUUGAAUCAGCUUUUGCUUUUGUGGGCGUGAAGUAGGCAGUGUGAGAAGAAACUUGGGAGUAGGAUGGAUCAAAUGUUUUCAGGAGAACAAGAUCUUGAAGCUGGUCGAUCUGAUGUUACUACGCAAGAAUCCACGUCUGUUUCAGGCGAUGAGGUGAGUUUUGGCGUGUCUGAAAAGAUUGCUGAUGAUCUGAACUAUCCAUUGAUGGGAGACGAGAAAGCAGUAGAAACAAGGAUGAGUCAAAGUUUGGAUCUUUCAGAGAAAAAAUGCGAUAAUGUAAAGCUUAAGAAGUCAAGAAAGGCUUCAAAGCCACCGAGACCUCCAAGAAGGCCUUCCUUGACUUUGAACGACCAUAAGGUGAUGAAGGAAAUAGCAGAGCUCGCGAUGAGAAAGCGUGCAAGGAUUGAGAGGAUGAAGAAUUCCCUAAAAAGGAUUAAAGCAGCAAAGUCAUCAUCUUCAUCAUCUUCGUGCAUUACCCUCUUCUCGAUGAUAGUGACGCUUCUAUUCUUAGGCUUUCUACUCUUUCAAGGAUUCUUCGAAGGCAAUUCGAAUAUGACUUCAGACAAAUCACCCGCACCGAUUGUUUCACCUAACAACCAAUUGGUCUCUGUUCAGUUCUACAAUGAGUUUGCUCCCGUUGAGCAAACCGAUCACAGCCCAAGUACCUCGUUCAGAUACACGAGGAAGCGAAUUUCGGGUGCAGAAGAAGAAGAGGACUCAAGAGAUGUCAUCAGAUGAGUUUCUGUGUUUCGUCUUUGACUUUAACUCAUUCUGUUAACGCUUUUUGGUUCCAAUUUUUGUUCUCUAUCUUGUCUCCCUGUAUAUUUGUUUGUUUAGCUUAAUUCUUGUAAACGACAGCGUUUCAAACAUGUUGAUGAAUUGAAUUGAACCAUCACGAGCCCGGCCUGCUUUUUUUAUAAAAAAAAAUAUUAUUUGGAAAAUAAUAGUGAUUGUGGGUAACGUCAUAAUUAGGUGAUUGGGCCAUUUAGUGAAGGGAAAACUUUUUAUUGUCUUAUUGACCUUAGAAAUUAAAC